This is a messenger RNA of Klebsormidium nitens, 1103 nucleotides long. The record is from the annotation of a GenBank genome assembly. NCBI's taxonomy places the organism in Eukaryota, Viridiplantae, Streptophyta, Klebsormidiophyceae, Klebsormidiales, Klebsormidiaceae.
AUGUUGCUGCUAACUGCUGCUGAUGCUAGAGUGUUCGACGUCAGCUCGGGCCUUAUUCUUGAUACUGUAAGCGGCCAGUCAAUUCGGGCGGGCGUCAUUUCGAGCACGGGCUCGGGUCUUGUCGCCUAUUUGGGGAACUGGCAGCGCUCGUCACAGCAAGCAAAGGACAACCUGAAGCUGCCCCGUCGGAACCUGCUACAAGUUUCAGGUAAUAGUGGUGACCUGGCCCUAAAGGUCGGCUUUGGAGUUGCCUCCUCCUUGUUUGCGGGUUUGGUUGCGGCAGCCACCUGGGCAAGCUUUGCCUACCGCUACCGAUCCCGAAAGCAGGUGAUUAUCCGAGCCGCAAUUAUGGCUUGCACCGACCGGGAUGAAGACCCCACUCUACCAAACCCGCAGCAUUACCUGGUAGAGGACCGUCGACGUGAUUUGAGAAACCUGUUGAAACAAGUCAUGGGAGAAUGGGACUCACGAUUAGGGUGUUCCCCUAGAUUGUCGUUUCCUGUGGGAGCGGAGCUGGGGAUCUGGAGGCGGGAGUUCUAUGGAAGGGAGAGCGUGAUACUUGUGGAGGCCCUUCAACACGUGGACGCGGGUUUUUGCUCAACCGAUGGGUAUGACGGACUCUUGGAUAGAUGGAGGAAAGAGCCGACGAUUCCUGCUCGCAGCUUCAUCGCAUCAAGGGUUUGCAACUACGUAGAACGAAGAGAUAAAACGUAAACGGGGACCGUUCUGCGACCGUUUUUCGUAAAACUCUGGUUUCAUAGGGCAACCGGUGACACCAAAAUGGUCGGGCAAGGGUUCCUUAGAGUCCCCGUUGAGAGCGUCUAGCUAAUUUUCUGAUUUGGUACCAGUUGCCUAUAUUUAGCUUUGAAGGGGGAGCCAACUUAACUAUGUGCAGAAGUGUUGAUGUCGCAAAUCAGGUGAUAUCAACAUAGGAUACUCUAUCGACUUGGGCCUGCAAAACGACAAGCAAUCGAAUGGUGCGAGACCGAGGGUCCACGCAAGUGCAGGUCGGUCUUCACUGGCGCCUCUAUACACUCUCGCCAAGCUAGUUUGAACAUGCUCCACUGAGUUCCAAUAUCGAACCUUUACAAACGUCUCUGUAG